AUGCCCCCCGGUCAGGCCCCCCAGUCGCAUAAUCCUGGAGCCAAGGAGGUCAAAGAACCCCCUGUGGGAAGGGACAAUGCGGCUGGUGGAGGUAACUCGAAGGAUGGCAAAUCUGGAUGCUCCUAUUGUGCUACUCGAAGGUACAGAGGGGCGAAUAAGCACGACGACGCGCGCUGCUGGAAGAACCCUGCGAACGCUCACUUGGUUCCGGACUGGUAUCGUCAGCGCCAAGCUGAAGCUGCAGCAGCCAAGGCACCGAAAGGGCAAGGGGACGGGCAAGAGACCGUCCCAAAGGCCGUCCAAUCGACGUUCAUGGCACGCUCCGUUGACUCUGCUCAUGAAGGCCUACGCGUCAUCAAAGCUUCUGCUACCGGUUCAUCCGGCCGAAUUCUACCAGUAGAACUGCUGGUCGACUCUGGUUCGGAUCUGACAUUAAUAUCAUCCUCGUCGGCGAGCAUUAUGGGCUUCAAAGUGACACCAGCUAGGGGCUCAAGAAGCUCGAAUCGGCUGGGUCGCUAG
Molecule: messenger RNA, 519 nt
Organism: Perkinsus marinus ATCC 50983
Lineage: Eukaryota; Perkinsozoa; Perkinsida; Perkinsidae
Exons: 1
Coding region: 1-519 (172 amino acids)
Biological process (GO): proteolysis
Molecular function (GO): aspartic-type endopeptidase activity
Source: RefSeq, a predicted model, not a curated record